GAAAUGUUGUUGAAGACUGGACUUCUCGAGCAAUGAGUUUUUCUGCUCUUUCCUUCAGACUCGGAUCCCUUUCCAAGUCAUUGUCAUAGUACGGCAGAGAAUCAAAGAUAGCAGGAGCCUGAGCUGUUUCUGAGGUUUCGAUGGACAUAGUGUAGGAACGGAGGAAGCAAGCGUAGGAUGUAAGUCGUGGGAACUUCGCGCUCUCGUCUAAGUUCACUGUACGCAUCAUUCACUCUUGUACCAACCACCGCUCUCUAGGUUAAUAUGUCCCUACGUGUAGCAGCUCGCUCUAGUCGGCUGCUGAGGGCAGUACCUGCUCGUCAGACUGUCGUCGGUGCAGCCCACGCUGCGCGGAGGAUUCAUUCAUCUCAGUCGGCCAAGGGUGCGCUAUACAACAAAUCUCAUUGGUUGAUUGACAUAGCUUACCGUCCUACAGCUUCCGCUUCGCCCUUCACUGAGCCUACUUCGCCAAAUCCCACUCUCACCAAGUAUGCAGAGACUACUGAGAAGCUGCAUCACUAUGGCUCUUAUAUCAUGCAAUGUCUGCCCAAAUUCGUCCAGCAAUUCAGUGUGCUCAAGGAUGAACUGACUCUGUACACUGCACCUUCUGGCAUCAUUCCUGUCCUCACCUUCCUUCGUGACCACGCGCAGUGUCAGUUUAAGAGUUUCGUGGAUAUCAGUGGCGUUGAUUAUCCGGAGCGAGACAAACGGUUUGAGGUUGUGUAUCACCUUUUGAGUGUGAAGUAUGGUGGCAGGAUCAGGGUGAAGACGUACGCAAGUGAAGUGGACCCCGUCCCCACCGCAAUGCCCGUGUACACCGGUGCCGAUUGGUAUGAGCGAGAGGUGUGGGAUCUGUACGGCGUCUUCUUCGAAGGACAUCCAGACCUGCGACGUAUUCUCACCGAUUACGGCUUCGAGGGGCACCCUCUCCGCAAGGACUUCCCUCUUACAGGUUACACUGAAGUCCGAUAUGACGAGGAGCGCAAGCGUGUUGUUUACGAGCCUCUCCAAAUGACUCAAGCCUUCCGAAACUUCGAUUCUGCUUCUCCUUGGGAGCAAGUUGGUGAAGGAACGGAGCCGAGAAGACCUGCCGACUUCAAGCCAGUCCCUCCACCCAAACCUGAGGAGCAGAAGAAGUAGAGCUUAUAUUCUGCAUAAUACAUCUGUUCUUUCACCCCCUUCGAAGGAUUCACAAACAACAGGUGAUAGUAGUACACAGAAAGUUGGGUAUCAAAACAAAUCCAUGUCCAUGAGGCUUCAAGCAGCUUCAGUAACAGAUACAGUGGGUUCCUCAGCUUUCUCUUCAGGUUCCUGCUUCUUGUCCCAGCCCAUUCUCGAUACGACAUAUUCUUGGCCAAGGACCUCGACUCCUAGUCUAAUGGCUUCCACAACUAGGUCCUCGACCCAAUCAUAUUGAUCCCAGAGGUCCAGCCACUUUCCAGGGAUAGACUGUGUGAUCGUGGAGUGAAUCAAUUGGUGUGACGGGUCCGAGAGGUAGAGAAUGAACUGGAGAGAUGGAUGUGAAGCGGCACUGCCCUCGGGGGAAGUUGAUGAUUCUGGAAGCGCGACUGAAGUUAUGAAGGGCUGUAUGCGGAUAUACACAUAUGAAUAGGUGGUCGGAUUUUGAGCUGAGGAUGUCGCAGGUGGCGGUUGAAUAUUACGCUUAAUGAGUUCAUCCAGGUUCGCCUGGUACAGGUGAAUAUCACUCGGCGUCACCGAUAUAUUAAUAUUGCAUACCUG
This is a messenger RNA of Somion occarium, 1740 nucleotides long. The record is from the annotation of a GenBank genome assembly. NCBI's taxonomy places the organism in Eukaryota, Fungi, Basidiomycota, Agaricomycetes, Polyporales, Cerrenaceae.